CGGGGGGCGGGCGGUGCCGCAGGGGCGGCGCCCGGGAACAUGGCGAAGACGUACGACUAUCUGUUCAAGCUGCUGCUCAUCGGCGACUCGGGCGUGGGGAAGACGUGCGCGCUCUUCCGCUUCUCCGAGGAUGCCUUCAACGCCACCUUCAUCUCCACCAUCGGCAUUGAUUUUAAGAUUAGAACUAUAGAGCUAGAUGGCAAGAGAAUCAAGCUGCAGAUAUGGGAUACCGCCGGGCAGGAGCGAUUCCGCACCAUCACAACGGCGUACUACAGAGGAGCCAUGGGCAUUAUGUUAGUCUAUGACAUCACCAAUGAAAAGUCUUUCGAAAACAUUCGGAACUGGGUCAGGAACAUCGAAGAGCAUGCCUCUCCAGACGUCGAAAAAAUGAUCCUUGGGAACAAAUGUGAUGCAAAUGACAAAAGACAAGUUUCCAGAGAGCAAGGGGAGAAGCUUGCAGCGAGCUUUGGAAUUAAAUUCAUGGAGACCAGCGCAAAAGCAAAUAUAAACAUAGAGAAUGCAUUUUUCACUCUUGCCAGAGAUAUCAAAGCAAAAAUGGACAAGAAGUUGGAAGGCAAUAGCCCACAGGGCAGCAACCAGGGAGUCAAAAUCACACCAGACCAGCAAAAGAAAAGCAGCUUUUUCCGAUGUGUUCUUCUGUGAGGGACACAGCCUUAAUCUGAGCGCCUGCUCAGCCCAACUGGACUGUGCCUGCUCUGAGUGAGACUUCUCUGUCUGUGGACUGUAGCGUUUCCAGCAAACCUUGUCACUCUGUGACCAUCUGAAUAAGAAAUUGUUUAUUUUAGUAAUUGUCUGACUCUUCAAUUUUGGAGAUGAAACAAGUUUAUUUUUGUCAGAUUGCCACUGGGCAGGCAUUGUGUGGCAGAGGAGCACAGAUCGAACGUGACCUGUAAGAGCACCUCUGCUGACAGGCUUCAAUCUCCCUGUUUGUAUCUCUAGCGUAUCCAAAUUAGAAAGAUGAAGUUAUAAUCAAAAUCAGAAACUGAAAUGCCAAUAUCAAUAAAGUACAGGUGCAUGUACUUGGUACAUCUGCAGAUCUGUGUCUGGAUGCAUAUAAAGCAGCUGCAUCAAAGCAACGAUGAAUGCACUCACGUAGGCAGUUCGGGCUGCGCCUUCCCAGAGGCUAUAAGGAAGCUUUCUGCACAACUCCUUGCUACUAGGGAGACAAUUCCUCGAGCUGCUGUUCUUACUCAGCUGUGUUGUUGUAGACAAUCCAUGAGUACAAGUGGAGUUUAAAGGAAAUUGAAAGGAAUCUGUUUUUUAGGGAAAGCAAAGUGUGCUGUAGGGGUGCUGGUUCCGCACUGCCAGGAGUUCCUUUAGCUGGGUUACAGAUGACCAGACUUAAUUAAGCGGGCUGCACAUCCAGCAGGAGAGCUGCAGAUGUUCUGCACUCGGUUUUUGGGGAAACAGCCCCCAGGGACACGUAUCCCACCUGGACACCCCAGGGAGCAGCUCUUCCUUCUCUAGUUGAAAACGGCCCCCGAUCUGUCCUGAGUAGAAGCUAGUUAUAAAUUGUGACCAGAAAAUGUCUUGCACUGCUUCCAGCUGUGUGAUCUGAUGCACACUCGCUCACAUAUGCAAAUAAAUGUUGCACAUAUGAACACUUUCUGAAAACAAACUUUUAAAGCUGAGAUUUGCCUUGCUGCCAUGUAUUGAUCAUUGCAGAUUUCAAGCAGCAGCAACCUGUUAAUAGCAUGCAUCAAUGCAAAUGAUGUUUAGUCCUCAGUGGAAAUAUUUAUUCUUACCAACACGUCGAUUACAUUCCAUUGUAUAAAAUGUAACAGCCUAGUAAAGCACCUGGGUAACUAAUUGCUCUCAUUUGAGAGGCUGUAAGCCUGACUAAUUAGAUUAAUAAAAGGAGCCAGUAAGAGCAAUCUGCUUAGAAGUCUGCUGUCAGUAAUUGGAGUUAUGGUAUAUUUAACCCAAGCGAACGUAUCAGCUGUGUCCUGCAACUCACUGGAACUGUUCGUGUGCUGCUUUGUUUACAUUGAAAACUGCACUUAAGGAUAAAAUUAAAGCUCACUUUAAAGUUAAUGAUUUAAUAAUGAUUACUUACCAGCUUUGUUUUCUUCAGUUUUCUGGUAAUCUGUCUCGGCCUCAGAGGAGCACUCCUAAGUGUUACUGGAGUUAAUUAUAAAUCUGAUAGAUUUUUAAACUUAUCUGCAGCAUGCAGCUGAGCUCACCAGGAAUACUGCCUGCUUUCUAAAAGGAAAAAGGAAAUUGUACUGUGUGAGUUACUGGCUUAAAAAUGCAUUUUAAAUGCCACCAACUUGUUUUUAAUAGCAGAUUAAAAUGAGCUCUGUUCAUUAUUAAAUUUAUAUGUGAAACCUUC
Messenger RNA from Lagopus muta (rock ptarmigan), 2353 nucleotides. It is a transcript of the gene RAB8A, whose product is annotated as RAB8A, member RAS oncogene family. Gene Ontology annotation, cellular component: plasma membrane; synaptic vesicle; trans-Golgi network transport vesicle. Gene Ontology annotation, biological process: protein secretion; Golgi vesicle fusion to target membrane; cellular response to insulin stimulus. The coding region runs from base 40 to 663 and encodes 207 amino acids. Gene Ontology annotation, molecular function: GTP binding; GTPase activity. The record is from RefSeq and is a predicted model, not a curated record. The transcript is spliced from 8 exons. Lineage: Eukaryota; Metazoa; Chordata; Aves; Galliformes; Phasianidae.